AUGGAUCUCUCAAAAAGUGACGAGACAGUCAAACCAAUUACCACUUUAACACACUCUCAAGAAAAAAACAAUGACCAGAAGAUCAAAACAACACUCCGACAAAGGUCUCUGCUUUUUUGGUUGGAAGCAAAUAAACGAAAAUCAAAUACAACGGCCCGACUUCAUGACAAUACAGUGAUAAAAGGAAAAUUUAAAGCAGUGGAUGCGAACGAAACAAAAUUUCGGUUUGAAAAUUGGGAAUCACCAGUCGGAAUUUAUGAUCAAGUUGUUAUACGUGGUAGUGAUAUAGAAGUUUUAGAAUUAGAAUUCACUGAAUAA
Molecule: messenger RNA, 318 nt
Organism: Funneliformis geosporum
Lineage: Eukaryota; Fungi; Glomeromycota; Glomeromycetes; Glomerales; Glomeraceae
Source: the annotation of a GenBank genome assembly